AUGGCGCCGAACGCGCGUACUCUGCGGCUAACACACCAGCUGGUGGCUGGCAGAGGUGCCUCCGCCUCUUCCGCGGUGCCCCGGUACUUCGAUGUGCCGCCAGGUAGCGAGGAUGCAGAGUUUGCCGGACAUCUACGAUGGAUGUCGCAAAAGAUGGAGCUGGGUCAAGACAUGCUCCUUUUGGGCCCGCCCGGGAGCCUUCGACGGCAACUGGCGCUGAGGUUUUGUGAGCUGCAGAACCGCGAGGCAGAGGUCCUCACAGUGACCCGGGACACCACCGAGGCGGAUUUGAAGCAGCGCAGGGAGCUGAGCAGGAGUGCUGGCAGUCGCACCGUCUACGUGGACAGUGCUCCAGUGCGGUGUGCACUGCGUGGCCGCGUCCUCGUCCUGGACGGCUUGGAGAAGGCCGAGCGGAAUGUCCUGCCGACGCUCAACAACUUGUUGGAGAACAGAGAGAUGCAGUUGGACGAUGGGCGGCUGCUCAUCCCAGCCCGGCGCUAUGACGUGCUCUCGCACGAGGCCGUCUCCACCGAGGAAGGCAAAGCCAAGCUAGUUCGCGUACAUAAAGACUUCCGAGUCUUGGCUUUAGCUGUGCCAUGCCCUCCUUGGCCGGGAAAUCCCCUGGAUCCUCCCCUAAGGUCUCGGUUCCAGGCGCGGAUCAUCAUGCCGCCGACGCUGGUUUCGGCCGUGCAGCUGGCGCCCUUCUUUCGUUUACCCGCCGACACCACGGAAUUGGAUAAGCUCCUGCGGCGCCUCACAGCUCUGCAGCGAGCCUUAGACAGCGGUCAGAUGCCAGGCCUCCGGAGCCCCACCUUGACCUACGAUGCCAUCGCGCGGCUCCUGCGCUUGGUCUUAGGACCCGGAGGCUUCGAACAAGCUGGCGAGGCCUUCCACCGGGUUUACCCCAUCGCCCAGCUCUGUGGAGCCGGAGCCAAGAACGCGGUGCGCGACGCCACUGAGCAGCUGCUUCGACACUUCGACUUAGCCGAGGAGACACGUCCAAUGAGUGUGUCUACGACUUCAAGUGCGAAGAAACCGGGCACGGUGCAGCUGGAGUUGCAAGAAGAAGGUGCCGCUGCACGGAACCUCACCGUGUCCCUUGCUUCGCCGGCGUUGCCCGCGGCGCCGGCCAGCUUUGUGGCCUCCAAGCCACUGAAGGCCUUGUUGGCACACCUGGUUCAGGAUUUCGCAUCUGGUAGUGACUGCCUCCUCAUCGGCCCUGCUGGCUGUGGAAAGUCUGCACUUGCCAGGCACUUGGCAGGGCUCCUGGGCCACGGUGCACCCGGCGCCAAUGGCCUCGAGUUCUUCUUCCUUCAUGAAGAGAUGUCGUCUAGAGACCUCUUACAGCGGCGUGCCACCAAUGAUGAGGGCGAUACCAUUUGGGUGGACUCACCUUUGGUCCGUGCGGCCAGAUCUGGGGCCAUGUGUAUCCUCGACGGUGCUCAUCGACUCAAGGGUGAUGCGCUUUGCGCGCUGGCGCCCCUUCUGCAGGACCGACAAGCAUGUUUGGCAGUUGCUGGAGAUCCUCGAGGGGCUUGCUGGGAGCUGCUGCUGCGCCAAGACCGGUUUCAGGCGCUUUCUACAAAUGGAUUCGAUGCCGAGGCCGGAUGCUUGGUCUCGCCCAUUGCGCCCAGCUUCCGCGUCCUGGCCCUGGCCGAGCCACCCAGCCUUCAGCAACCGUGGCUGACGGAGGAGCUCAGCGACAUGAAGGAGCAGCCACCGUCGGAGCUGUCCAGCGGAGGGGAUAUUGAAGUGGAAGUCGACACAUUUCAAAGGCGGACGACGCCUGUGGAUGUGGAGCCGGAGAUCUUACGAGGUAUCUCCAUCCGAAAGUCCUUGCGCUAUGUCAGACAGCUUUGGUGGCAGUCUCCGCUGGAUCUGAAAGAAAAGAAGCGAGAAGCCUUGUGGUCAAGAGGAAAGGUGGUUCAGGCCUUCGAUAUCUUCUUGUCGCAUACUUGGAUGACCUCGGGGAUGUCCAAGUUUCUCGCACUAUUGCUCCAAUCAGCUUGGAUGUCUGCUUUGCUGACCUGGUUUUUGGCCAUGCUCAUCCUCCUCUGGCUCUACAUGGCCGAACUCCUCCCCAUGUUGGGGCGCUACUCCUUCAAUGACGGGAGCUACGUGCCAUUGGGACCCUGGAUGACAGUCUUCAGUCUGCCAUCCUGCUUGCUUGGCUUUCUUUUCAAAGUGUAUAUGCCUGAGCGGGUGUGGGCCUCGCCCGUGUGCUUUCUCGAUGCCGUCAGUAUCAACCAAACCGAUCGAGCAUUGAUGAAGCAGGCAGUUUAUGGUCUUGCCGGCUUCCUAAAGGCCUCGAAGGAGUUAAGGAUCUUAUGGUCUCCUCCAUACUUGUCCAGAUUGUGGUGCAUUUUUGAAUUGGCGGCAUAUCACACCGUCAAUCCUUCAGGAAAGGUUACGCUAGCCCCUCUCUUCGUGGAGACAGCUGUAGCUGUAUAUUUGGUUGGGAACUACUUCAUCUCUCUUGUCUUCGUCAUUGAUAGGGACGGCUAUAUUGGCUUGUCGGUGGGAUUGCAGCUGGUGUUGACCUUCGUCUUGGUCCGCUUUUUGCGGAGAAGCCUCUUAGUGAAGCGAAAGCUUUUCUCUGACCUGGAGACCUUUGAUGUAGAAUUAGCUGAGUGCCGCCUCCAGUAUGACAGAGAAUUUGUGUUCAAUGCGAUUACAGAGUGGUUUGGCAACAAGGAGGCCUUCACCGAAUAUGUCCGAUCCCGUUUAGGCCAAGCGGUGAUGUCCGGCUUCUCAGCCAAUACCAUCCCAAUCCAAUAUCAGCUUUUGGUGAUCACUUCGGAAGUGAGCCUGAACAUGGACAAUUUCGUAGCGCUGUGGAUGGGGGGUGCACCUUCAGAUCUCAUUAUUGCUCAUUUUUUGGCCAUGGUCAUCGGGUAUGCACUCUGCUGGCGAAUUGCUUGUUUGAGCUUGGUGGUGUAUCUAUGCGACUUGGUGUCGUUUUGCUCGAAACUCAACAAGUGGGCCAUGAUUGCUUUGGACUUCCUGAUCUUUGUGGUCACCAACCUGGCCCUGGCAGGUGGUCUUUUCGCUGCUCGGGCAACCUAUUCGAGUCGUUUUCGUCUCCCUAUGGCAGCCGCCUGGUGUGGAGUGGCCAUUCUGCUGGCGGGUUUCUCGCAGGGCCUUCCGCAGAGGAUGUGGAGGUUUGUCAAGUCCAAGAUCUGGAAGUGA
Molecule: messenger RNA, 3189 nt
Organism: Durusdinium trenchii
Lineage: Eukaryota; Dinophyceae; Suessiales; Symbiodiniaceae
Source: the annotation of a GenBank genome assembly